AGCCGUGCACAUUCAACACACAUGCACAUAGAUGUUUAUUGAGCAGUGUGGCAAAUUGGCAUCAAUUGGCACCAGAGACGUGACUUGGUACUGCGAUAGCGAAACUUCGUCUUGCACCUCAAUAGAGUAAUUGCCAUGGGAAAAAAGAUACAAAGGCCAGAUGUGUAAUGACUUGUUUGAUUAAGAAGAUAUAUAGUUCGUGUUUCGAUCAUACACGAAGUCAUUUGCUCUAGGUUCUUGAAGCGUCCGCAUCUGCCAUGUUGAAGGUUGUCGUCUGUUUAGCUUUUGUCAUCUUCCUUGCUGAGCUAAGCUGUCAGCAGUCUCCAGACAAUGGUACCAAGCUUCCUGAUGAAGUGUGUAACCUGAGCCCUGAUGCCGGGGUUUGCAAGGCCGCGUUUCGCCGGUUCUACUUCAACCCUACCUCACAAGAGUGUGAGACGUUUAUCUACGGCGGGUGUGGCGGCAACGACAACAACUUCGUCGACAUCGAAGACUGCAAGAAAACCUGUCUUCCGAUGCAGUGACAGAAGUCAAAGACAAAAUGACCCUUACUGAAUUAAAAUAUUGAUAUCC
Messenger RNA from Haliotis rufescens (red abalone), 573 nucleotides. RefSeq names its product kappaPI-actitoxin-Avd3d-like. Lineage: Eukaryota; Metazoa; Mollusca; Gastropoda; Lepetellida; Haliotidae. Bases 258 to 524 code for a protein of 88 amino acids. Gene Ontology annotation, molecular function: serine-type endopeptidase inhibitor activity. The record is from RefSeq and is a predicted model, not a curated record. The transcript has 3 exons.